AUGGACCACAUACCCGACGAAAGCCAAUGGGGGACGGCGCCCGAGCUUGAGCCCGAUCGCACCUGGAAAGCACCCGAGGUUCUUAUCCUUUGCACAUCCAUCUUCCCUGAAGUUUCUUCCUCAGCCAGCGCUUAUGAUGUAGCCAACCGCAGGUGGUAUGAGCUCAACAUAGACACGGUUGUGCGAGAUGCAGAAGACUGGAUGUCUGAUGUGAUCACCAAGCACAUCAAAGCUUCUCACUCCAAGCAUGGGACACUCCCCGACUUCAAUGUUAUAAAUACCACACGUGAAGAAUCUACGACGACCUUUGAGAAAAAGCCAAACCGAGUGGUUGCUAGACCAAUCAAGGGCAAUUUUUGCUAUUCUCGGGGCGAAUCGGACAUUUUGCCCACCACCACGUUCGACCAAAUUAAGAAUAAAGUUCAUCUGAAUUGCUCGGCUGAUCGUUGCACUUGGGAGGGGAUUGAAUGUGUGUUUAAACGUGUCGAGUUUCAGGAAGACUUGGAAGCUAUGGAACGCGAAAUCAGACAAAGAGAGAAGUUGCUUAGGGCGCUUGAUGAGGAUCCCAAGACAGGCUUCACGACAAUCCAGAGUCGUUUUCACGUUUUGCCCAUCCUUGCUGUCGUGCUUAAGUCUUCAGACACGGAUGAAGUUUUGGGAUUGUUGAUGCCGUAUGGAGGACAGAGUUUGGAAGACCUCGCUGGCAGAUACCAGUAUGGCAUGGGGUACCGCGGCGAUGACGAAGAUGAGGAAGGAGAGGCCGACAGCGAAGCUAGGAAGACUGACGAAGUUGCUUUGCAACCAGCCUCACUCCCACGGCUGCAUAUCACAGAGACUCAAAUCCAAGCAUUGGUGGUAGCUUUGUGGGAGCUUGCUCGCGCCGGGGUUGUUCAUGGUGACAUUACGGAUAGAAACACUCUUUGUAUGGAAGAUGGGCAGUUGGUUUUCAUUGACUUAGGCGGUGUGGCCCCGGAUUACCAAGGAGAUUCGCAUGCCAUGGGACUCAUGAUAACAUGGGCGCUUGAGCGGGUGGAUUGGGGUGUUCCGACCAUGGAACGGGUCCGUAAGGUUGGCCGUUGUCUUGAGAGCAUCGCAGAUCAAACGUAG
Molecule: messenger RNA, 1107 nt
Organism: Clonostachys solani
Lineage: Eukaryota; Fungi; Ascomycota; Sordariomycetes; Hypocreales; Bionectriaceae
Source: the annotation of a GenBank genome assembly